Molecule: messenger RNA, 1284 nt
Organism: Cydia amplana
Lineage: Eukaryota; Metazoa; Arthropoda; Insecta; Lepidoptera; Tortricidae
Exons: 5
Coding region: 1-1284 (427 amino acids)
Source: RefSeq, a predicted model, not a curated record
AUGAUCAGCCACUACAUCCUCCUGCUCGCUUCUGUAUCUCUGGUCCUGGGCCACGGAAGAGUGACGCAGCCUCCCUCGAGGGCAUCAGCCUGGAGGCUCGGGUUCCCCACACCAGCGAACUAUGAUGAUGACGGCUUAAACUGUGGCGGCUUUUCGUCUCAGUGGUCGAGUAAUGGUGGCAAAUGCGGAAUCUGCGGCGACUCCUACAGCAUCCCACCCCCACGCCCGCACGAGCUUGGCGGCACCUACGGUCUCGGCCUCAUCGUCGCCAAAUACCUCCCCGGGGCAACCAUAGCCACCACCACCCACCUCACCGCCUCUCAUAUGGGCUACUGGGAGUUCAAACUCUGCCCUGACCCGACUGACAACUCCCAAGCGUGCUUCGACAACCAUCUACUCGUAUCAGAAGAGGGGGAGACUAAAUACACUCCAAACCGAGGCAGUGGUAUCUACGAAGUCAACUAUAAACUGCCGUCUGGAUUGAUAUGCGAGCAUUGUGUGCUCCAAUGGAGAUAUGUGGCUGGAAAUAACUGGGGUAUCUGCAGUAAUGGAACUUCAGGGUUAGGCUGCGGGAAUCAGGAGGAGUUCCGUGCAUGCUCCGAUAUUGCUAUAGGCGUGUCGAAGACACUCAGCAACGAAAACAUCCCGUCGCCGCUUUUCUACUAUUUGCAGCACGGAUUCUAUGAGUUGGACCAAGGUCACCUGACACGCAAAGACCCGAAGCGUCCAUCGCCACCGCAACGUCCCACUAACACGAAGCCCUCGCAUCGACAACCAAAACCAUCGAAAGAAGUGUCUCAGAAGCAACCACAACCUAACAGACCAUUACAAAACUCGAUCGAGCAACCUCAACACUCAAACAGACAGCCUUCAAAUCACCCUCAACACUCAAAUGCACAACAAAAAAUAGCAAUGCCUAUUCCCAACAUUCAAAUCAACAAUCUGUUCAACCGUCUAACUUGCAAAGUCCGACCCAAUCGCAUCACCUGCAAUAUUCAAAUCAUCAUCCCGGAAAUCAACAGAUUUCCUCACAAAAACGAACUCAAACGCAGCACCCUCAAUCACAUCGACAUCCCUCUAAUGGACAACCUCAACCCUCAAAUCGACAACCCCAACCCGGACCUCAACACUCCAAAAACCAUUUAUCUCGACCUCAAAAAUCGAAGCCCUCAAAACAGUCUCAGCCGAGACAAAGGAGCCACGCAGCCGGAUCUUCAUCAGAAGCCAAAAAAACCAAAGAGACCUGUAAAAGUAUUCGAGCAACACACCUACGAGUACUUUUAA